AGAACAGUUGGAACUGGAUGUUUUAAACAUUGGCCCCUCCAUGUCUAUGUUGCAUGCCAUUUCCUCUUGGAUAUUUGAAACAUUGCUACGAGGUGUUGUCAUAGGAUUCCUCAAGAGUUCCCUUAUCUUUGAUUGUCAGUUUGGUUAAGUUGAGAUGAAAGAGACAUUGCUGCAAGGUAUUGUCUUAGGUUUUCUUCAAACGCUUCCUUGUCUUUGAUUGUCUGCUCAGUUAAGUUGAGACAAAAACUGAGCUCUUGAGCUCACCCUUCAGCCUCCCAUAUGGAAUGCCAUUUCUUCUAUGCUAUUUUAUUACUUCAUCAGAUCUAUAGUUUCAACGAGUUAUCAGACAUUUUAUUUGUUCGCCAAAACAUUAAAAAUAAACUCUCGUGUGCUGCAGGGAUUAGAAAUGGCAAUGAGCUACACCAGAUCAUUGAAAUACAUGAUCUCUAAGGAGGCAGUUGGAAUGGUGGGUUGCAGAACAUUUGCAGCUGGAGGUGGAAAAGCAAAGAAGGGUUCGAAAGGAGGUGCGGCCGCCGAUGCUCCAAAGGCUUCCACACUCAGCAAAGAGGUCAAGUCCACCACAGUGGUUGGUGCCAAUAUACUCAAGAAUGAAGCUGACUCCAAGAUCAUGCCGGACUUUGCAUACCCUGAUUGGUUAUGGCACCUACUGGAUAAGCAGACAGCAUUGAGUGAACUAAGGAGGAAGAAUGUAGAAAGUCUUCCAUACGAAGAACUCAAGCGCUUUGUUAAGCUGGAUAACCGUGCUCAGAUCAAAGACAAUAACUCUGUCGGAGCCAAGAACUGAACUGAAAUCUAACUUCUUUAUUUUUCUUGCUUUCAGCACC
Messenger RNA from Telopea speciosissima, 845 nucleotides. RefSeq lists its product as uncharacterized. The record is from RefSeq and is a predicted model, not a curated record. The coding region runs from base 299 to 805 and encodes 168 amino acids. Gene Ontology annotation, molecular function: structural constituent of ribosome. Gene Ontology annotation, cellular component: mitochondrial large ribosomal subunit. NCBI's taxonomy places the organism in Eukaryota, Viridiplantae, Streptophyta, Magnoliopsida, Proteales, Proteaceae. The transcript has 2 exons.